This is a messenger RNA of Microcebus murinus (gray mouse lemur), 570 nucleotides long. The record is from RefSeq and is a predicted model, not a curated record. NCBI's taxonomy places the organism in Eukaryota, Metazoa, Chordata, Mammalia, Primates, Cheirogaleidae.
AUGACGGCUGCAGCGCCGACGGCGCUAGCUGGCCAAGGUGGAGGAUCCUGUCGCAUAGCCAUGAUGUCUACUAUGGUCAAUAUCAACAAAGCCCAGGCAGCUGAGCUGGCUGAGCAGCAGCGCUGUGAGCAUGAGCGUGAACGCAGCAACCUAAUGGAGAUCCAGAACCAGAUCAAGAGUGACCUGCUGACUGAGAACCCUCAGGUUGCCCAACAUCCUAUGGCUCCCACACGGGUCCUGCCCUAUUGCUGGAAGGCAUGACUCCAGGAGCUGGCUGCCAUCAGGAGUCAAGAGGUACAACGCCUUGAGAAGGAGGCACAGCACCCAGAAAAAGCACUGGAUACCAAAGAAAGCCAGACUCUACUGCAUGCCAAGCAGCACGGGAGCUAAGAAGAGCAGGAGAGGAAUUGUGCGCUGAAUUUCAGAGGGGCUAGGUCUUUCAACCAGCAACUGGCUAAGGAGCAAAAAGCCCAGCAGAAUUAUCUGAAUUCAAUAAUCUACACCAAUCAACCUACAGCCCGAUAUUACCAACAGUUCAACACCAGUAGCCGCUGAGCUCCAGGAUAGUUC